AUGGACGACUACGGCGCCUGGAACAACUUCUUCACCGAAUUCGGGACCCACUUCGUCAACACCUUGACUCUAGGUGGCAGGAUGAGCACCACUGUGACAAUGGAUUCGAAAGCAACGCGUAAACUGGAGGAAAAGAAUGUGGACGUCGCAAUGAUGGUGAAGGGGGAAUACGGCCCUGUUUCGGCGUCCGUGGAGGCGUCGGCCUCCUCGGACAAGUCGUCCAAAAAUGAGUUCAACGACGCCAAGAAGGAUUCUAAGACCAUCAUAAGCGGUGGCACCCCGCCCAAGUCUCGUGCCGACCCGGAACGCUUUAGGGAGUGGGCGGUCAGCGUACCGGACCACCCCGUGCCGGUCAAGUACACCUUGAAACCUCUCACCGAAGCCAGUCCCAAUUUGGACAAGUACACCUACGACAUCAUGGUCAACGAGUAUAUGGUUAAGGGAAAAGCCGCCGCCGAGGCACGCAAUGGCCACGGCGGAGACUCCGGAAAGCUCAAGACCGGAAAGCUCAAGCCUGGGCAGAAGAUCGCGCCUGGCACGACCGUCCUCACCAGCGGCGAUGAUGGUCUCAAGGAUACCGGUGGUAACAUGCUCCAACUGUUGAGGGACGGCCGCCUCGUCGUCAAGGACAAAUUCAACAACAUCCUCUGGGACUCGCUGUCCAUAGGCUGGGACUGGGACAUACCCCUGUCUGCCCCUGUCUGCCACUACAUACUGUCCGACAAAGAUGGAGACUGGGGCCCCAAGACAAUUCCCGGCUGUGAAACACCCCUCCCCGGCGCGUACACCCUCGAGUACCAGACCAACGGCAACUUGGAGAUAAAAAAUAAGACUGGCGAUCGUAUCUGGCAUUCGGUAACUGACAGUCUUACGUGCAGCCCCAAUGCCCCCCACCAUAUGAGGUUCGACGAUGGCCAGCUAUCCAUUUUCAAUAAUAAUCGCGAGAUAGUUUGGGACACCGCCACGUCAGGUGCGAAGAAGGCCAACGAGGACCAAUUCGGUCCUGGGGCAAACAAGUGCAUCACAAGUAAAAACUGUGUCACGAUUUAUGACGACGACGAUUUCGGGGGAAAUAAGUUGGAGUUAAAGCCCGGCAAUUACGACUGGCACUUUUUGGAUGAUGAUAAAGACUUGGACCAAGAUGUGAAUUCGUUCGAGUUUCCUGGUGGUGAUGACGCGCACCGCUGCUAUAUCUACAUGUGGGAGAAUGAUGGCUACACGGGGAGUAGCCAAGCCGUCACCAAGACGACGAAAAAAUGCGGUGAAGAAAAUUUAAGAAAGCACGUCGGACUGGCAGUUGUACACGAAAGUCUAUGGCCAUGUUCAGAAUUCCGUUAAGUCCGCGGGCUAUGUACAUGAUGAGAUUUUCUACAAUUCCAUCAUCAAGCCUGCAGUCGAGAAGCUGCGCGGAAACGGACACCACGGUUCUGGGUAGUUCGACGAACGCGCGUCAACUCGCAUACCCCCACGGUAUCUGGAAUAAUAAACAAAAAAAAACUCGCUC
Micromonas pusilla CCMP1545 is the source of this 1504-nucleotide messenger RNA. RefSeq lists its product as uncharacterized. The coding region runs from base 1 to 1338 and encodes 445 amino acids. Gene Ontology annotation, biological process: complement activation. NCBI's taxonomy places the organism in Eukaryota, Viridiplantae, Chlorophyta, Mamiellophyceae, Mamiellales, Mamiellaceae. The record is from RefSeq and is a predicted model, not a curated record. The transcript is spliced from 2 exons. Gene Ontology annotation, cellular component: membrane attack complex.